CAGAAAAAAGAAACGUGUUUUCAUUUUAUAGAGGGUAGAUUUUGGGGCUCUGUGUCAGAGAUUAAGUAUUUUUUUACUACACCACUUGGUGGUGCACGAGAUCAUAAGACCUUUAUGUCAAUACAAGGAUUAGCUGCUUAGCAUAAAGCUCACAGGUGAACAUCUAAAAUCAAUCUAGUGACCUGACAUUGUUCACCUGCUCAAUGGCAGCCUCAAGGAAAGUGACGUCCUUCCGCCUGCCUCCGUUGCCCACAGUAAGCGAGCUUAUAAAGCUUUACAACCUGCGAGCUGAGAAACAGCUGUCCCAGAACUUUCUCUUGGAUUUGAGGCUCACAGACAAAAUAGUGCGUCAGGCAGGCAGUUUAAGGGAUGCCCAUGUGUGUGAGGUGGGUCCUGGUCCCGGAGGUCUUACCCGUUCCAUCCUCAAUGCUGGAGUUGCAGAUCUUCUUGUUGUGGAGAAAGAUUCCCGCUUUAUCCCCGGGCUGAAGCUGUUGUCCGAGGCUGCUCCAGACAGGCUGAGGAUUAUCCAUGGUGACAUACUUACUUACAGAAUGGAUCGAGGAUUCCCGGCAAAUAUCUCCAAGCCUUGGGAAGAAGACCCACCAAAACUUCACAUCAUUGGGAAUCUCCCAUUUAACGUCUCAACACCACUCAUCAUCAAGUGGCUGGAAAAUAUAGCCAACAGAACAGGGCCCUUUUCCUACGGACGCACCCGACUCACACUCACUUUCCAGAAAGAAGUAGCAGAGAGGUUAACAGCCAGCACAGGCAGCAAACAGAGGAGUCGUCUUUCCAUCAUGGCUCAGUAUCUCUGCACAGUCCACAACUGCUUUACCAUCCCUGGACGAGCUUUCGUCCCCAAGCCAGAGGUGGAUGUGGGAGUUGUUAACUUCACCCCUCUGGUUCAGCCCCAGAUUCAACAACCUUUCAAGCUGGUGGAGAAAGUCAUCAGGAACAUUUUCCAAUUCCGUAGGAAGCACUGCCAUAAAGGAGUAGAAAAGUUAUUCCCUGAGGCGUGCCGUGCAGAGCUGACGCAGGAAAUGAUGCAGAAGGCAGACGUGGACCCCAUUCUACGCCCCACAGAACUCACCAUACCCCAUAUCAGGGCUUUAACGGAUGCCUAUGCUCAUCUCUGCACCCGUGAGCCCGGUCUCCUCAGCUACGAGUUCAGAGAGGAGCUCAGACUGAAGCAUCUUCCUAAGAAUAAAAACACAGCCGUGGAUGCAUUCUUGGACACACCGAGCAGCAGAGCUCAGGGUGCUCUGCAACCCUGCUGAAAAAGCACAGAAACCCACAAAAGCCCACUAAAAGCUUCUGUUAGCAAAGGGGGAGAACAGACAGACAGACUAGCCUUGACAUUUCCACCUGGCAUAAGCAUGCAUUUUUAAACAUUCUUCUUGCACCCAGAGAGAAAUAGGCAAUUUAGAAUACAUGACAGGUGUAAGCGCACCUUUUUCUGGGAUGUGACAGCUGAUAGCACAGUCAUGUGCUUUGAAAUGAAGGAAGAAAGCAAGAUAGUAAGUAUAUCUUUAUGUCCCACUUCUUUUUGCAGCUCCAUCUAGCACCUUGUCCUGUGGGACCUGAAAGAAAUGUCAGUGUUUUCAGGGUGAUUUAGAGAACGAGAACAUGUCAGCGCCAUAUCCAGGACAUUUUUCCUUCGAGUGUGUAUUGCUUAGUCACUUGGGAGACAGCUUAAAGGGUUGAAGAAAUGGCAGUGAAUUUGUCAGCUUGAAAAAGUCUUGUAAUAUACUAAACCAGGACUCUUAUUAAAGGAUUUUUUUGUGUAAAUAUCUGUCACUUUUUGUAUAAAUACAUGUUUCCCUGCUGUUCAUAAUCAUCUUAAAUACUCAGGUUGCCAGUUAAAGUCUGAGUCUGCGAAUGAGCCAAAAUAAUGAAAUAUUAUCACCUAUUUUAAUUAAAUCUGAAUGAUUAAUGGGUAAACACUUAAUAAAACAGUAUGAACAGUAAAUACUGUGAACCUGUAUUUGAUAUUUAAGGAUUAAUAUCAGUGAAAGCGUUACAAGUUUUAAGUACUUCUCUCUGAAUGGCAAAACAGAUUGUCUCUGGCAGAACAUGGUUGUGCUGCUCCCUGCCAGUGUGGCAGAUGGUGCGCUUUGGUCUACUUGCCAGAGGGAGACUUCACUCAGUUUUGAUGAGAGGCGGGUGAUAAUCGCCAAGAACAAUCGAGAAUCUACAUAACUGAUAUGUUGGAGGGCAGUGUGUUUCACAGCCUGCUCAGUGACCCAAAAGAAAUGCUAUCAGGUGAUGUGAUGUCCUUUUGCUCUAGGAGGAGACAAAACGAUGAAGGAUUUCACUUAUGUGUAAUUAUGUUGUGUAGAUGACUGGCAGGCUAAUUAUGCAUAAGAUUUUCAUGUAUUAGUGAAAAAAAUACUUUGAUUAAUCAAAAUUAAUCAAAUCAGGGUUGCAAAAUUCCAGGAAUUUUCAGUUAGAAACUUUCCAUGGGAAUUGAUGGGAAUAUAUGGGAAUUUUGAAGAAAACUCCAGUUGCUAACUGUAUGUCUGUUCAUGCCGUUGCAUUGGUGUUGAUAAAAGCUUUUUUGUUAUCUUAUUAUACAAAAAAAAUGCCACGUUUGCCAUCCAAUGUGUGGAGGAAUUUCACACAAACUAAUGUUGAGGGAAAGUCUUCGUAUGUGUGUAAAUAUUGUGACAUACGUAAAGAAUGCUACAAAAAUGCAGCAGCAUAUUGUUAAGUGCCAAAAAUUUGCUGAAGGCUCAAAACAUAUAUUUCCAAAAUCCCCCAGCUCAACUUCCUCUGGAAUGUUUCUGGAAAUUUAUCUGCGAUUUAUCGGAAGUUUUCCUCCCCUUUGCAACCCUAAUCAAGACACCCACCUCAACGAGACAUGACGAUUUCUAAAAGUUCAUCCUGCAGAGUUUUGCCUUAUUAUUGGUCCUUUUGGUUUUUAGAGUCAUUUUGUGUUUCAUUUGGUUGUCAGUGUUAAUUGUUACUGGUUAUUUGGGUUUUCUUUGGUAACUAUUUUAUAUUGUUUUAUGUCUCACUUUGGUAAUUUUGCAUCUCUUUGUUGUCAUUGAUGUAUCAUUACAUUCUGUGUUCCUUCCUGUGAUAUGUGUAUAUAUAUUAAUUUUCUAACACAAUAGCCCGUUCACUCCACUGGCUCAGGUUUGGCAGAAGCAAUGGUGCCUGCUGUCAUGGACAUGCUAAAAACUGUCAGUAAAUAGAAAGAGCUUCUCUUUAUAUUUUGCUAAAGACUCCUGCUGUGCACUGACUGCAGCGUUAAAAAAAAACCUGUCAAACCCAACAUUCAGCCUCAGGAUGCUGUGACACCGCAGUAAGACGGUUGCAACGCACAGCAAGCCGCUUCGGCUGCCUCCAACUUUGGCUUCUGACAUAACCGGUAUCUGCAAAGUCAUUUAGAAUUGAGCAUGGUGACACUGCAAAAUGAAAGUUCAACAUACCAACAACAUAACUUUUAAAAGGAGUGAUUUUAUGGACAUGCAUCACAAGAAGUAGUUAUGUUUUAUAAAAUAAGUAAAGUGGAGCCAAUUGAAAUGCAUCACAUUUAUAGAACUGGUCAUCUGGUAAUAUGUGUUGAUUGUAAACUUUAUAUCUAAAAGAACAGACAGAGUUAUUGAUAUGGAAAUAUUCACAUUCAAGCUAGUUAGUUUUAUAUAAUGGAGGACAUGGCACAGUUAAUGCAAAAUGCACCCAAAGAGUAAUGACCCUCAGCCCAACACUCUUCAUCAUUACCAUCAUCAAGUUUGUAGCAGCAACCAGCCGCCAUCAUGACUUAUUUACUCCCAGUGAUUUGUCUCAGACUCUAAAAGAGCACAACAGUCUGUAUACACAUACUGCCCAGCCAAAGAAGGAAAAAAGACACACUAAUAUUUUGUUGGGGCAUCUACAGCUUUCACUCAUUCACUCACUGUGGCAUCGUUUGGUUAACUUCAUGUACUGUCAAAUUAUUCAUGCUUUACUAUCACACAGAGGCUUUUAUUAGCCAGUCCAUGUGCGACAUGAUGUCUCAUGCUCCCUGAACCCCUUUUAAAAUUGUUUAGAAAUGCUUUUGCUGUUGAGUGAUCAUGUUAUGUUACUGAUAUCAUCCAAAGCACAAGUUAUUGAAAUCUGGUCAAUAUUAAAAUUCAUGGAUGUAUUUAACAAGUGGCAUGUGGGUGUUUGUAGAUUUGCAUUGACUGGUAAAUCUACCAGUCAAUGAAAGAAAAUUAUGUACAUAAUAAUUAAUAUAGAGCAUAAUUUGUUAAGUUCAAUGCUGUAUAUUAUAUCAAUAGAACAAUAAACCAAUAUUUGCUUGCAAUCAAUUAAAAUCUAUAAUAUUUGUAUAAGUUUAACUCAUUUUGGAAGAAAAUUGUGUGAUUGUCAAAUUCUGUGAUGUUAUUCAGUGUAAUUGCAGAUGAUGAUGGGUGAUUAUAUUUUAUUAUUUUAGCUUAUAAUUACAGUGAUUUUUUUUUUUCUAAAGCCCUAAUAAAAAGUGAAAAUUUCUUUACAGGAGCAAACUUUA
Melanotaenia boesemani (Boeseman's rainbowfish) is the source of this 4495-nucleotide messenger RNA. It is a transcript of the gene tfb1m, whose product is annotated as transcription factor B1, mitochondrial. NCBI's taxonomy places the organism in Eukaryota, Metazoa, Chordata, Actinopteri, Atheriniformes, Melanotaeniidae. Gene Ontology annotation, biological process: rRNA methylation; transcription initiation at mitochondrial promoter. The coding region runs from base 204 to 1277 and encodes 357 amino acids. The record is from RefSeq and is a predicted model, not a curated record. The transcript has 8 exons. Gene Ontology annotation, cellular component: mitochondrial matrix. Gene Ontology annotation, molecular function: rRNA (adenine-N6,N6-)-dimethyltransferase activity; mitochondrial transcription factor activity.